AUGGGUACACUUGACCUAAAAGAUUCUAAUUCAGAACAAGUGGAUAUAGCCCAUGUGUUUCAUUGUGACGGUUUGUUGUUAUGCACAACAAAGGACAAGAAACUCGUUGUUUGGAAUCCUUGUUUGGGAGAGACCAGGUGGAUCCAAUCCAAAACUGGUUACACAAGUUACUCCACGUUUUCUCUAGGAUACCAAAACAACAAAUCUUGCCGUAGCUACAAAAUCUUGAGGUGUUGGGAUCAUCACGGAUACAGCCAAAAAGUUAGGUUUGAAAUCUAUGAGUUUACCUCUGAUACGUGGAGACGUCUUGAUCAAACCGCUCUCGAGUACUUCGUCAUAUUUUUAAAAGGCGUCUCUCUGAAGGGAAAUACAUUCUGGAUUGCGACGGGCGGAGGAAAAAAAGAUGAUGUACUCAGUUUUGAUUUUACAACGGAGAAAUUUAAACGUUGGUCUCUUCCAGCAUUUCAGAAUGAUAAUCGUAUCACGACGGGUCUAUCGGUUGUUAGAGACGAAAACCUCCUAGUCUUGAAUCUGUGCUUUAUAACACAACAACUGGAUAUUUGGGUGACCAAGAAAUUUGAUGAUACUCAAGCUGCAUUGGCGUGGAGCAAAUACUUUACUGUGGAUUUACUGAAGAGUAAGCGUAAUAUGUGGUCGGUUGUAGCGACUGCUGUAAUUUACCAAGAGAAGAAGGUGGUCUUGUGUUGUAGUGACGGUCGUCGGAUGAGUAUGGACAUGGUAGGAGAAGACGAUGUGUGUUUCACAGAAAUCUGUUAUGAAGAGAUAAAAUAUGGAAACGAAGUACGGUGGCCAUUUAUUUUCAACUAUGUGCCAAGUUUGGUUCACAUAUAA
Messenger RNA from Microthlaspi erraticum, 852 nucleotides. NCBI's taxonomy places the organism in Eukaryota, Viridiplantae, Streptophyta, Magnoliopsida, Brassicales, Brassicaceae. The record is from the annotation of a GenBank genome assembly.